Messenger RNA from Acanthopagrus latus (yellowfin seabream), 3120 nucleotides. RefSeq lists its product as uncharacterized. The record is from RefSeq and is a predicted model, not a curated record. The coding region runs from base 155 to 2656 and encodes 833 amino acids. The transcript is spliced from 30 exons. Lineage: Eukaryota; Metazoa; Chordata; Actinopteri; Spariformes; Sparidae.
GCCAAGAACGUUCACAUCACCAAGAAGUCUUACACAGAGGUGAUCAGAGAGGUGAUCAGCGUCCACUCAGGGGAGCUCAGCAGACAGUGGAGAGAAGAAGAGGACGAGGAGGAGUCGACAAGAUCGGAACUCUCCUCCCACAGGCAUCGGCAGGAUGAAAGGCGGUCAGCGUCAUCAGAGUCUCGUCACUCCCACAGUCGGCGCCAUCGCAGCCGGGAACGAAGUCGAGACCGAGAGAGCAGGAAGAGGAAGAAAAAGGAGAGGGAUUCUCGCUCCCCUGAUGACCACCACCACAACCGAAAGAAGAAGAAAAAGAAGAAGAAAGAGGAGCGGGAGAUGGAGAAGUGAUGACGCUGGUCCAGCAACAGCAGAACUCAGAUCAGGAGGUAUUUCUCACCCUGUUGAGACGAAGAGAUUGAAGACGAGAACAAAAAAACAAAAAGACGGUGAGGCCCCCGUCAGUGCCUGGGAACCUGAGGGAUCCUGCAGAGACAGAGAGAGGAGACAGAGAGAGGACAGGGGGAACCAGCGGGGUGAUCAUGCUGUGAGGAAGAGGAGCUCAGGGAAAGCUAAAUCAGGUCGUUUUUGUCCACAUCUGUAUCCUGAAAGUGUCCUGUGCAGGAUUUGGUCUGGUGUUGGUGGACUCUGCAGCACCAUGGGAGCCUCCAGUGAUAAGGCGUCUCUCCUCUCAGGGCUGCUGGUGUUCACGCUCUGUGUCGCCUCUUCUCUCGGCCAGGAAGAAUAUUCUGGAUACCACUCAGGUGAGGAACACACCUAUGAAGGCUCCUUGGUCGACCACUAUGACAACGUCGUCUCUCCUCAACCAGAAUAUCCACCUGAGCCGACUCACAGCUACGACGAGGACCAGAGGCCCGAGGAGGCGGACUACGACCCCUAUGGCCCCGCCCCCACCCAGGUCACCAUGAUCACAGAGGACUCCUUCCCUUACGCCACCACGGCCGAGUCCCACUACGCCAAGGAGGACACAGAGACCAUGCAGGUCCCAUUUGAGUUUCCAGACACCGACUCAUCAGAGGAAUCUGGGGGAGAUGCAGCGCUCGGGGAAGAGGGUCCGACAGAGUGUAACUGUGAACCUGGAGAGCCCGGAUUCGCUGGCUUUGCAGGACCGAAGGGAUCCAGAGGUCUGCAGGGUAAAUCAGGUGAACCAGGAGCUCAAGGCAGAGAGGGUUAUAAAGGAACCAAAGGGGUUCGAGGCAGAGGAGGAGACACUGGACCAGUGGGUGACGUCGGGCCUGAGGGAGAUGACGGAGCUUCUGGUUUCUCUGGAGCCAUGGGAGAACCUGGACUUCCAGGAGACCCAGGCGAGCCCGGAGAGCUGGGUCUGAAGGGAGACGUCGGGAUGGAGGGACCUCGCGGAGGAGUCGGAGGUCCUGGUGAGACUGGCCCUCGAGGUGACCCUGGACCUGCAGGACCAAGGGGAGGUAAAGGUAUCAAGGGGUCUCCUGGUGAAAAAGGUAAAGAGGGUCGUCAGGGACAAGACGGACAGAAGGGUCAGACCGGAGCUCCUGGGUUUCCAGGUGAUGUCGGCGACAGAGGAUACACUGGUUAUCCUGGACAGCCGGGAGCUUUCGGACCAAGUGGACCAAAGGGCACUCAGGGUCAGGGAGGCCUGCCUGGCAGUGACGGUGACCCCGGAGAAGAUGGUCCUAUAGGAGUCCCGGGUGUGAUGGGAGAGCCGGGACAGUUUGGUCCAAAGGGCAGUAAAGGAGAUCGUGGUGUGAGGGGACCUCGAGGCAGAGUCGGUGCUGGGGGAGCUCAAGGAGAACAAGGAGAUGCCGGAGUGCCGGGGAAGCCAGGACCAAAGGGCCUGCAGGGCAGCACUGGCGCCAAAGGUGAGACGGGACCUGAUGGUGAGAAGGGUGCAGCAGGGAAGAAAGGCAUUAAAGGUGCCAAAGGAAAGAAGGGAGGCGGAGGUGACCGUGGAAACAAAGGACAGCGUGGACCGAAAGGUGCAGUCGGUCGUACCGGCGGCCCCGGGCCCGCGGGCCCGCCGGGCAUCCCAGGUUCCAGAGGAGAGCGCGGUCCACUCGGUGACCUGGGUGUGAAAGGCCGAGCUGGACCCAAAGGAGCCCCUGGUCCCAGUGGUCCUGGUCUGACUGACGAGCAGGUCCUGCAGCUCUGCAGAGGUGUGAUCACGGCCCAGAUGUCCCAGUACGCCUCCUCCAUCCGGGCCAAGUGCUCUCAGGGCUGCCCCAUCAACAACCGGACGCUCAUCGGGCCCCCGGGAGCUCCAGGGGCGCUGGGGUCACCUGGCAAACGGGGUAAAGCUGGGAAACCUGGAGCCAAAGGAGCCAGAGGUGCUCAAGGUGACAGAGGACUGGAGGGACAGGAGGGAGCGGAGGGGAAAAGAGGACAAAAAGGAGCUAAAGGCCUCGCAGGUGAUCCAGGUACAGGUCACCCAGGACCUGAUGGACCACAAGGCGUCAGAGGUUUACCAGGUAACCCGGCCGAACCCAAAAACGGCAUGGAGGGACCCCAAGGUCCCCGUGGUUUCCCUGGAGCGGUCGGUCAGCCCGGCAUGGUCGGGAACGCAGGCGUGCCGGGAUUCUGCGAGGCGCGCGACUGCAGCAUUUACGCGCCGGUGAUGCGUAAAGAGCAGGGUCUGGUGAAAGGACCCGUCAGUUCAAAGAUCUGAACCUGAACACAGAAACUGAGAUCCACCCCACGGUUCAUCUCACUGAACUCCAGCUGGAGUUACGACUGGGUUUAAAUGGGAACCAAAGUUUUGUUAGAUUUCUGAGAAUAUUUUGUUUAAAAGCUUCACUGACUGUUGUUUAAAAUGUCAGAGGACCCGGUGUAGAGCUGUGUGUCGCUCCGCUGGUGGACGAGACUCGUCCGUCUGAGACUGACGAGGCUGCGAGUGAAUAUAAAGAUCGAAAUACUGCAACAACUGUGACCAAGACCAGUCUCACCUGAUGUGUCGGUAUUUCAUAAAAACACACUAAAUGAUUCCCAGCAGACUCCUUUAGCUUUAGUUUGUUUUCUCUGGUUUAAUACACAAAAAUAAAAAGUAAGUCUAUGUAAAUAUUUUGUAAAGUAUCUCAAAUACAUGUACUGUGCUCUGAAAGAUGUUUCAGAUAAACUGUCUGAUGUUUUUUA